Physella acuta is the source of this 1497-nucleotide messenger RNA. RefSeq names its product metabotropic glutamate receptor 1-like. Gene Ontology annotation, cellular component: membrane. NCBI's taxonomy places the organism in Eukaryota, Metazoa, Mollusca, Gastropoda, Physidae. Gene Ontology annotation, molecular function: G protein-coupled receptor activity. The record is from RefSeq and is a predicted model, not a curated record. Gene Ontology annotation, biological process: G protein-coupled receptor signaling pathway.
CACUAAUGUAUACUGAUGUGGGAAGAAUCGCAUUUGACGCAAACGGAAACGGAAUUAACAACGUCAUCAUUAGUCAGAUAAUUUUAGGAGACGAUGAUAUACCGAUCGUACAGGAACUAGCCGAGUUUGAUCCGCAGGACUUCAAGUAUACAACCUUAAACCCUUUCAAGUUAAACAACUUGACCCUGUCUGCCAAUGGCAGGAUCAGAUCACACUGUAGUAACCCGUGUGCUAAGGGAUUAUAUAAAGGUCCGACAAUUGUGGCCUGUUGUUGGACUUGCAGUGCGUGCACUAGACAAGAGAUUGUCCACCCCAGCAACGAUAAAUGUGUUGUCUGCCCGCCAUUCACUGCUCCUGCUCAGAAUCAAACAAUAUGCGAAUCGAUUCCACCAGACGACUACGAGCAUAUGUUUUUCUUCUUCAUAAUCUACAACAUAUUGGCCCUCGCCGCCAUAGUCUCGCUACUAUUUAUAGCCGUGAUGCUGUUCCAGAACAGAAAUCACGAUAUAGUACGUGACACCGGCAUAGUGUACUGCUACAUGCUUAUAGCUUCAACCAUCGCAGGUUUCCUGACCGUGCCGAUGUCCAACAACCUUGAACCCACCGAGUUCAGCUGCACCGCAACCUUCUUUACCUUCUGUAUCAGCAUAGUACUAGUCAACGGCUCACUGUUUGUUAAGGUCGUGAGUUGUCACUUGCUCAAUUAUGAGAAGAUAUCUUUGACCUCCAGAAGGCUGGUCUAUGAAGUUGGAUUCUCCCUUCUACUCGCCCUUCUCCAGGUGUAUGUCUGUUUUGAAAUUACAUUAGUCUACCAACCAAAACCAAAGCUUUAUCAAGUUUUUAAAAGGGAGCACUACGUUGAGUUUUCCUGUGACUGGUCGGAUAUUGGCUUCUAUUUCUUCUUUUCGUACAACGGUUCCAUGCUACUAACGGCCUUCAUAAUGGCCUUCAUAAACCGGAAGUUCACGUUUAACAACAGGGAGGUGCGCUACAUCGGAAUUGUCGUCUACGCGAACAUCAUCACUUGGAUCAGCUUCACAAUUUCUUUCUUCUCUACAAAUAACAAAAUGAUCCAGAAGCGCAUGUCCAUCCUAUCAGCUGUGCUGGCCAACAAUGUACUGGUCAUCGUGCUUUACUUCGUCCCGAAGCUCGUGCACAUCCAGAAAACGCCAAAGGAGGUGGUGCCCAGCCCAGUUGUGGCGCCAGACACGACCUUGAACUCCCAACCCGACGUCUGCACAUCCAACCUGCCGCCCGAGCAGAAGGCCGAGUCAACAGCUCCAGACAUUCGACGCGACACAAUAGUCAAAGAACUUUUGGAGACGCCUGAAGUUGCUCCCAACGCCACCGCUGUAGAGCCAGAGCCGCAGGUCGAGGAGCCGUCGUCUACUACAUUGUUCUGACCUGGUGCCAACUCUGGUGUAGGAACCGACGCAGCCGAUGUCAUUCAUAUUGUGUCUUAUGUUUUCUACGGAAUCGGUAACAAAACUCUUUGCC